Messenger RNA from Aureobasidium uvarum, 348 nucleotides. The record is from the annotation of a GenBank genome assembly. Lineage: Eukaryota; Fungi; Ascomycota; Dothideomycetes; Dothideales; Saccotheciaceae.
AUGGCCGGCCGCAUAAACUACCAAACCUGCACUUACCAAUGCAUCCGUCCCAACGAACUCUGGCAAUGCAAUUGGUUGGAGGAAACAGGCACGAUAUGCUCUCUGGUCUAUGACAUCAAGAAUGAAAAGAUCACCACGCUGAUUGCGUUUUCAAAGGGCCAUUGGGAGAAUCCUGAGCAGGCGAGAGGAGACAAGAGGGAGCAAGAGGUGUUUGAGAGGUGGAGGNGGUUGGCAAAGCAAGGGUCGCAGGUCGAGAGGUUCAUGUUGAGUGAGCAGGCGGAUAUCAAGGAGAAGUUCAAGGGCAAGGGGGACUUGGUGCCCAUUGAGGAGGAUGCUGAGACGUUCUAG